Molecule: messenger RNA, 579 nt
Organism: Lathyrus oleraceus (garden pea)
Lineage: Eukaryota; Viridiplantae; Streptophyta; Magnoliopsida; Fabales; Fabaceae
Exons: 3
Coding region: 1-579 (192 amino acids)
Source: RefSeq, a predicted model, not a curated record
AUGUUAGAGGUCUAUGCAUUUAAUGAUAAUAACAAUUGGAAAUCUAGUGGCCGUUAUCCAAACAAGUACUAUGUGAACCAAAUUCUAGCUGUACCGCUUAGAUUCUUAAUUAGUAGUGGUGGUGGUGGUGGUGGUAUUGAUAGUGGUAGUAGUUGUAGUCGUGGUGGUGGUGGUGGUGGUGGUGGUAGUGAUAGUAGUAGUAGCAAUGGUAGUGGUAAUAAUAGUGGUGAUAGUGGUGGUAGUAGUGGUGGUGGUAGUGGUAGUAGUAAUAGUGGUAGUAGUAGUAGUCCAACAGCCUCCAACAAAAGGGCUAGAGAGUCCGAUGAAAUGGGAGAAGAGUUUGGACAAGCACUCAAAGGUACCAAAUCUGUAUUCAAGACUAAGAACGAAGAGUUGGAUCGAGCUGUACUCAAGAUUCAACAGCUCAAUAAAACUUUGGAAUUGACCCUCGAGAUGAAGAGGGAAGCCCAUUUGAUUUCCGAGAUCCACACUUAUGAGCUUGAGAACACCAUUCAGAGGUAUAAGGAUGCUUUGGAUCGUGAGAAGUUGAGAAUCGAAGAGUCUGGAAGAGCUUGUUGA